Messenger RNA from Aspergillus pseudonomiae, 2082 nucleotides. RefSeq names its product DnaJ and TPR domain protein. The transcript is spliced from 2 exons. Gene Ontology annotation, molecular function: misfolded protein binding; protein-folding chaperone binding. The coding region runs from base 392 to 1963 and encodes 523 amino acids. Lineage: Eukaryota; Fungi; Ascomycota; Eurotiomycetes; Eurotiales; Aspergillaceae. Gene Ontology annotation, biological process: protein folding in endoplasmic reticulum. Gene Ontology annotation, cellular component: endoplasmic reticulum. The record is from RefSeq and is a predicted model, not a curated record.
CCAAAUUACAGAGUCUAGUUCUUAGUGAAUGCAUACUGAGACCCACUGCAAAGUCUCGAAUAGCCACCCUUCAAGAACUGAUUUCAUCUUUAUUUCAUUGCAAUACUCAGCAUUUCACAACCGUAAUUUACCAUAUGUAAUUGAGUUGUAAAGGCCAGACUGGAGUCUUGGCAUACAUUUCUCCUUUGGUUGGUUAUCACCCUCAUCGCCAAAGACGUGAUCAUGUAAACACGUUUUCUGCCUCUUCAAAGGGCAUUCAUUCUGCUCUUGCAGUCGCACUCAUUGGAUUCUUCUACCGUUUUUCUUAAUAACCGCACAUCUUCAGAUAACUGACCAGGCCCGUGAUCAACUGACCCGUCCGAACCAGAUUGCCUUUUGCGUUGGUGUAAGUAUGAUGCUCCUUUCCUUGGAGACUCUUACGAUCUUUCUGGCCGUUUCAUCAGCCAGUUAUGGUCUUCAACCUUCACAUAUUCCUUCAGACACCCCUCUGUCAUCGCUGAUCGCAUCGGCGAAGACACAUCUCGCUGGUGGAUCGCCCCGCGAUGCAUUACUCUAUUUCGACGCGGCUGUGUCGAGGGAUCCUACGAAUUACAUCACUGUCUUCCAGCGGGGUGCGGCUUAUUUGUCACUGGGUAAAGGUUCUCAGGCAUUAGAUGAUUUCGACCGAGUUCUGCGGUUAAAACCAGAUUUUGAGAGUGCCCUCCUUCAACGGGCUCGCCUUCGAGCUAACAGUGCUGACUGGGAAGGCGCGUUGAAGGAUCUGGAGAUGGCCGGCAAGAAGUCAUCUCUGGAAUACAAUGAGAUUCAAGAGGCACGGAAUGCUGCAGCUCUUGCACAGAAUGCUGAGCAACACGGCGCCUGGGAGGCCUGCGUAAAUCAUGCGAAUGUGGCUGUUCUUAAGGCAAGCGCCUCCCUAAGUCUACGACAAACUCGCGCGCACUGUCGCUUCGAGAAAGGUGAUGUAGAAGAAGGAAUAAGUGACCUUGCCCAUGUCCUACACAUCUCUCCAAGUCUGGUGGACCCGCACUUACAAAUGUCCUACAUGCUGUUCUAUUCUCUGGGAGAUCAAGAACGUGGCAUUUCACAAAUCCGGAGGUGUCUCCAUUUCGACCCCGAUUCAAAACCGUGCAACGGCCUUUAUCGGAAAGAGAAGAAACUCCUCAAACAGUUGCGCAAACUACAAGAUUCAAUAUCUUCGCGGAAGUUUAGCAAUGCCAUCAACUUGCUUGUAGGUGUAGGCGAUGAAAGCGGACUUCUUGGCGAUGUGAAAGGCGACGUGAGGGAGGCUAAGGAAGCAGGCCAUAUCCACCCCGCGGCCCCCAACAAUCUCUAUGGUUUGCUGGUGGAGCGCGCCUGCGAAGCUUACCGCGAGGCGCAUAUGCCCAGGCGAGCUUCUCCGUACUGCUCUGAAACCCUCGACGUCAAUCCUUAUUCUCUGCCAGCGCUGCUCUUUCAGGGUCAAGCGGCUCUUGACGAAGAGCGUUUUGAUGACGCUAUAAACACGCUGAAUACAGCCAAAGAGCAUCACCCCGGGUCCAGAGACGUCCAAUCACUUUUGCAGAAGGCACAUGUCUUAUUGAAGCGCUCAAAACAGAGGGACUAUUACAAAGUUUUGGGUGUCAGCCGAGAUGCUGAUGACCGGACUAUCAAAAGAGCCUACCGCCAACUGACUAAACAACAUCACCCCGAUAAAGCUAAGUCCCAGGGUGUGACGAAAGAGGACGCCGAGAAGAAGAUGGCUGCAAUUAAUGAAGCCUAUGAAAUUCUUUCUGACCCCGAACUCAAGGCGCGUUACGACAGUGGUGAUGACCCGAAUGACCCGGAAUCUCAUAGGGGCAACCCGUUUCAAGGAAGCCCAUUCGGGCCAGGAGGCGGUCAACACUUUUUCUUCCAGCAAGGCGGACCACAGUUUAAGUUCUCGGGUCAAGGGUUCAAUUUCCCAGGAGGUUUCCCUUUCCGCUGAUACUGACAGCUAGUGUGUAUAUUCAAGAUGAAGAUUCUGUAUACUUUUAUUCCACUAAGCUCAAAACUUCAAAGCAAUCAGAUCAUAACUAUUGCUAUAAUCUCGGCGAAAAUGCUCUG